This is a messenger RNA of Anguilla anguilla (European eel), 3977 nucleotides long. RefSeq names its product coiled-coil domain containing 146 (gene ccdc146). NCBI's taxonomy places the organism in Eukaryota, Metazoa, Chordata, Actinopteri, Anguilliformes, Anguillidae. The transcript has 19 exons. Bases 254 to 3121 code for a protein of 955 amino acids. The record is from RefSeq and is a predicted model, not a curated record. Gene Ontology annotation, cellular component: cytoskeleton.
CUUCAGUCCUUGGUCGGCGCUGGUGCCUUUGACUGUGAUAAACGCCCGGUUUGCUUCGGGGAAAGCGUGGGGAUCCAGUGGUUGCACUGAUAUAUUGCAGCGCAGCUGAACUCGGACAGUGCUGAAAGGGUGAACAACCAGAGUCCAUUGCUUCAGAGGCUUAUUCAGCUCAGUCGAGGAAUGAAAACACGGAGAAGUCGAUAUUGCCCUGAACGUGUGCGAGAACAAGGCAUCGGAGUAGGGAGGUGAGACCAUGAGUGACAGCGAGGAGAGCAGCACGCUCAGUGAGGAAGAGGAGCACAGCAGCGAGGAGCAGAGCGCUGAGGAGGAGCCUGUCUCGGCUCUGCCGCCACAGCCCGAGCUGGAGGAUGAAGGCCCAGCGAGCAUCUCUGCCAGCCCUGCCUUCCAGUGCUUAGAUGAGUUGCUUUCUGCUGGAAAAAUCAAUCAUGCGAAAGUUGCGGAGCUGAAGGUCAAGUUCACACAGCUCCAUGACACCUUAAAGAGCUCCCAGGAGUCCGAGAUCCGGCUGCUGCAGGAUGCCAAGCGCUUCACGGCGGAGCUGGAGAGGCAGCAGAAGGACCUGGAGAAGAUGGAGAGGUUCCCGGACGGCAGCGACACCGAGGUCAGCAAGAUGCGGCGCCAGCUCCUCAUCUACCACAACAAGAUCCGCGAGGCCGAGGAGCAGGAGUACCAGCUGCAGUACCAGCUGGAGUGUUUGCUGGGAGAAAAGGACAUUCUGGAGAAAGAGUACAACACGCAACCUAAACCAGCUGAACAGGAGAAGAAGGCCAAAGCGCUGAGGGAUGGCUGUGAGGAGCUGAGGAAGGAGGUGGCUCAAAGACGAAUGGAAAUAAAGAGCCUGAAGGAGGACAUGGACACCAGGCAGAAAAAUCUGCAGAGAGAGAGAGAAGCGCACGAAAAAAAGGAGGACACCAUUGAAAAUCUGGAGGCCGACCUGGCCCAGCUUCUCUGCGUCCCCGGCCAGCUGGGGAAGGAAAUAGACAGAAUAAAGCGUAAAAAAACGGAUGUCCAGAAGAAGACGGUAGAGCUGGCACAGCAGCUCGUCGAGCUGGGCAAGGAUCAGGACAAGCUGCAGGCCAGGAAGGAGGCGCUGGAGGAGGAGCAGAAGGAGGUGCUGAACGAGCUGGAGAAGAGGAGGGUGGAGCUGGAGGCGGGGGAGCGGGAGCAGAACACGCUGCUGAAGGACAAGGACGUGGUCCAGGAGAAGGAGGCCAUCCUGAUGGGCCAGAGGGGCAUGCUAGACAUCAACAUCAGCCACAUCAACCUGGAGAAGAAAACCUUGCAGGACAACCUGAUGAGGAACCAGAAGGAGAAGGACCGGCAGCUGCACAGCCUGAAGCACAUGGAGCUGAAGCUGAAAAUGGUCACGGACUCGCUGGCCGACACGCAGUUCCAGUUCAACAAGAUCAAAUCGCAGAGGGAUGCUAUGCCUCAGAGAGAUGAGGCUCUGCAGAGGAGAAAUGAGUUGCAGAAGGAGGUUGAGCAUCUGAGACGGAACUUGAUGCACGAGCAAUCUCUGACAGAGGAGGAGACUCGGAUGGUGGAGCAGAGCCAGGAGCAGGAGCAUGAGCUGAUGAAGGAGUCUCAUCACUGGAGGGACGAGCUGCAUCAUCUCAUCUGUCUGACCCAGAUCAAAGCUGACGAGAAGGAGCAGAAGUCCCACGAGCUCCUCACUGCUGAGCAAAGAUACAGUCGUGCUAAGGAAGAGCUCAAAGGUAAAGGGCUGAUCAUUCUUGACCACAAGAAGCUUAGCCAAGAAGCCCAAGCUAGGUUGAACGUGUUUGCCAAGCUCUAUGAUGUCAUAAAAGGAGAGAGAAACAAGUGCGUCAACCUCAUCCAGAUGGCCACCCAGAGGUCAUCCGAGAUGAGGGAGGAGUGGGAAAUCUUGGAGAACGACAUCGAGAUCAUGCGAAACUCCGUCAUCAGCAAAGACAAACAGCUGCAGAAGUCCCGGAUGAAGCGCGUGCACAGCGAGUACAUCCGGGACAGCCUGAAGAAGGACAUCUCCAAGACGGUCCACACCCUGCACGAGAUGGAGGAGAAGAGGGCGGAGCAGAACCUGAAGAUCAGCAAGCUGACCAACAUGAUCAACUUCAACGAGGAGAACCUGCUGCAGCUGCGCAAGAGUUACGAUAAUGCCGUGCAGAGCCGCAACGACCGGGGUGUACAACUGCUGGAGAGAGAGAACGAGAUAUGCAUCUUCUACGAGAGGGUGAACGUCCAGGAGGGCCUGAUCCAGGAGGGGAACAUGGAGAUCCAGGCCAUGGAGGAGGAGAUGGGCUUACUGAACAUGCUCAUCUCCAAGGAGAAGCGGGAGAUCGAGCUGUCGCGCAAACUCCUCCCUAACAAGAGAGACCUCGAGGAGCAGAUCACCACGCUUCAGAUACAGCUGUCGGAGUGUAAGGACCAGAGGCUGGCUCUGGAGAAGGCCGUGGAGGACCAGCAGAGCCGUGUGCGCAGGCUGGAGGGCUCCGACCCUCCCCCCGACCAGCUCAUCAAGAAGAUUGAGAAGCUGGAGAAGAGCCUGGCGGAGCAGGAGGAGCAGCUCCUGGAGAAGGAGCUGGUCUACGAUCAGGUGACCCAGCUCUCCCAGCGCAUCCGCGCCAAGGCCGAGGAUGGGAAACAGGACACCCUGGAUCUGGCCAAGAAAGUGAAUGAGCUGCAGAGCCAGCUGAAGGACACCACUAAGAAGCUGAUGGCAGCGGUGUCUGAGCUCUCCAUGGAGCAGGCCAAAGCCAUGACGCUCCAGCAGGAGGUCAAGGACAAGGAGAAGCUCCUGGACUCCUGUCAGCGGCGCCUGGAGCAGGGCCUUAUGCCCUCCGAGGAGAUCGAGCAGGCCUGGCAGCGCACCCUGAAGGCCGAGCAGCGGCAGCAGGCUGAUCUGCAAGAGCAAGCAAUGAGGGCAGAAGAGGAGGAGAAGGCCCUGCUACCCAACGGGGGCAUCACCACGGCCGAGGCCCGGCCCAAUGCCUACGUCCCCGAGAACGACCCCCUGCCCAUCCCCCGGCCCUACGGAGCCCUGGCCCCCUUCAAACCCACCGAGGCCGGCUCCAACAUCCGGCACAUCCGCAAACCCCAGCCCAAGCCCGUGGAGAUCUAGCCCAGACAAGCGUCCAGACGACCGAGGGGAGCAUUUCAGUCAUAUUUAAUAACGCUGUCGCUGAUGCUUAUUAAAUAUGAGAAUAUUAUAGUACUUCGGCCACAUGGUAUGUGUCCGAUUACUUAGGGCCCUGCGGCCACAUGGAAUGGUAGAAGUCAUUUUGAAACUGCCUUGCCUUGGAUCUGGAGUUGAUUUCCUGUGGCAUUGCUAACGGGUAGCGUCAGCGACUUUAUUGCUGUUCUAUCAAAACCUGGAUUUUAUUUAGCUCCUUGCCAGCCUCCAAUAGAUUUUUGAUAAACCAAAAUAUUCCGGAGAGGUGAUGCUCCAGGGGUGUACACUGCUGUAAAAAAGCAUUUCCCCCCCUUCCUGACUUCCUCUAUUAUCGCAUAUAUGUCACACUGAAUGGUUUCAGAUUUUUAGACAAAAUGUAAUAUUAGACUAAGGGAACCUGAAUAAACACAAAACAUGAAAUAAUUUUUAAAAAGGCGUUUUAUGUUUACUUUAGUUUUCCUCGGUCAAAUAUUACAUUUUGUUUAAAAAUCUGAAACCAUUCAGUGUGAUAGAAAAUUCAACUAUAGAGGAAAUCAGGAAGGGGGCAAAUACUUUUUGACGGCACUGUAUAUAUUUUAUGUUCUGUGGCAUUUGACGGGCACCAACAGAGUCCUCCUUUAUCAGUGAGAACGUUCUCUGGACAACCAUUAAUUCUGCUGAUUCAGGAGUGUUCCCCCAUGCAGAAACCAUUUGUUUCCAUUGUUUUACAUCCCUGGAUGUAUACCAUCAUUUGUGAAUGAAGUGUGUAAGGUGUAGCCAUCUACCUGAAGCAACAGUAUGAAUAAGGAACAUAUUCAUCUUCAAA